Messenger RNA from Manduca sexta (tobacco hornworm), 1900 nucleotides. RefSeq names its product chorion peroxidase (gene cysu). Bases 275 to 1900 code for a protein of 541 amino acids. The record is from RefSeq and is a predicted model, not a curated record. Gene Ontology annotation, molecular function: peroxidase activity; heme binding. Gene Ontology annotation, biological process: response to oxidative stress. The transcript has 10 exons. NCBI's taxonomy places the organism in Eukaryota, Metazoa, Arthropoda, Insecta, Lepidoptera, Sphingidae.
GUACGAGGAAGUCGAGAAAGGUCUGCCUCUCAUCGACACGUCACGCACUCUGAUCAGAGAGGUGUGCCCGCCGAUCUUCUCGCAUGUGGAAUGUCGCGCCGGCAAAUACCGCCGGUUCGACGGACUCUGCAACAAUCUAAGACACCCUACUUGGGGAGCAACCAACUCGCCCUUCCAAAGGUUGAUAGGCCCGCUAUUCUCUGAUGGCAUCAACGCACCCAGGAUCUCCCACACUGGCCAUGAUCUGCCGCUGUCUCGUGUUGUAUCUCGUACCAUGCACCCUGACGACGGUUUCCACGACCACGCCGGAACAGUCAUGGUCAUCGCCUGGGGACAGUUCAUGGACCACGAUUAUACGCUCACUGGCACUCCACUUGACCCGCUCAACCGUAACGAUCCUGAAGAAUGUUGCAAACGGCCGCCGCAUCUGAAGCAUCCGUACUGCAAUGAGAUCCGCAUACCGGAUGACGAUUACUUCUACCGCCUAUUCGGAGUGAAAUGUAUCGAUUUCGUACGAGCCUUCCCGUCGCCGAGACCUGGCUGUCGAUUAGGAUCUAGAGUCGCUUUCAACACUUUAACCGGAGUCCUUGAUGGUAACACAGUUUAUGGAGUAACAGAAAAGUUUGCGAGAAAACUGCGUACUGGCUUCGGAGGCCUGUUACGUAUGAACCCAGUCUUCAAAGAAUACGGACUCAAAGAUUUGUUACCGCUUAAACUGGACAUUCCCGAUGAAGGAUGCACACGACCGAACAAAAACAUGUACUGUUUCGAAGCUGGUGAGAUUCGUGUAAACGAGCAGCUUGUCUUAACUGUGAUGCACACACUCAUGGCUCGUGAGCACAACAGAGUAGCUAAAGGUUUGGCUGAAGUAAAUCCUCAUUGGGAUGACGAGACCCUCUUCCAAGAAGCAAGACGUAUCAAUAUUGCUGAGAUCCAACAUAUUACGUUCAACGAAUUCUUGCCUAUACUGCUCGGAAAGGAUGUUAUGGAGAAAUUUGGUUUGGUGCUUGAGAAAGAGGGCUACUGGGAUGGUUACGACCCUGAAGUAAAUCCCGACGUGAUUGCCUCAUUCGCCGCAGCUGCGUAUCGUUUCGGACAUUCUCUACUACCUACCGCUGUGGAAAGGUGGUCUAAAGCACACAAAUUCAUCGCAUCAAAACGUCUAUCAGACUUGAUCCGUAGGCCAUACGACUUGUACAGAGCUGGGGUCUUCGACGAAUAUGUAAUGGGAUUAAUGAAUCAAGUUGCUCAAGCUAUGGACGAUUCUAUCACACAAGAAGUCACAAACCAUCUGUUCAAGAAGGUCGGCGCUCGAUUUGGAAUGGAUUUGGUAUCAUUCAACAUGCAAAGAGGUAGAGAGUUUGGUAUUCCCGGAUACAUGGAGUUCAGAAAGUUCUGCGGCUUGCCUGGUGCAGACACCUUCCAAGACCUCUUCGGAUCUAUGACUAACCACACCGUCCGCAAAUACGAGACAAUCUUCGAACACCCUAUUGAUGUGGAUCUCUGGUCUGGUGGAGUGUCUGAGAGACCGUUACCUGGUUCUAUGUUGGGACCUACCUUCGCUUGCAUCAUUGCUACCCAGUUCUCUUAUUCUCGUAGAGGAGAUAGAUUUUGGUUCGAGCUGCCCAACCAGCCGUCAUCAUUUACACCCGAGCAAUUAGCAGAGAUCAGGAAAUCGAGAUUAGCGCGCGUAAUUUGUGACAACACCGACAUUAUCGAUACAGUACAACUUUACCCUAUGGUAUUGCCAGAUCACGAACUAAACCCUCGAGUACCAUGCCGAAGUGGUGUGAUACCUGGUAUGGACUUUAGCAAAUGGGCGGAACCGACGCCGUUCCACGGACCUGCGAAGCACUUCGUGAGUAGCUUCACAUACGACCCGUAUAUAAGCAAAAAGUAG